Molecule: messenger RNA, 1614 nt
Organism: Hyla sarda
Lineage: Eukaryota; Metazoa; Chordata; Amphibia; Anura; Hylidae
Product: olfactory receptor 1496-like
Exons: 6
Coding region: 1-1614 (537 amino acids)
Biological process (GO): G protein-coupled receptor signaling pathway
Cellular component (GO): membrane
Molecular function (GO): G protein-coupled receptor activity; olfactory receptor activity
Source: RefSeq, a predicted model, not a curated record
AUGACCCAACUCCUGCCCCUGCCCGGAAAGGAGCACACCCCAAUCCCUGCAGCCUUGUCUGAGAGGGCUGAGCAAAAGGCCUGGAUGGACGCCAUUGUGGAGGAGCUGAGGGAUCAAAGGAGGCAGGAGUUCCAUAACAAAGAACUUCCAUAUGAGGUGCGACAAGCACAACAAAGGGACACCAAGCACUUAGAAAACAUGUACAUCAGGAACAUCCCAGACCUGGAGAGCCACCCCUGGUCAGGCGAAGGGAGGGUUGGAAAAAGAGCCACUGUUACAAGAGAUGGGUGUCACACUCCCGAAUAUGCAGCAAGUCAAGGAGCAACAGAGUCCACUACAGAUGUGCCUCAGCCUACUCCUGCUGUUGUGGAGGUUUGGCCAGCCCAACUGGCAACAGCAGUCCCUACUCCAGUGGUGCAAGCUGCUUCCUCACAAAUGGUGGUGACCAUCAGCCCCACCAUCUCCGAUUCUAAUUUGUCCAAGCCUGUUAGAAACCUAUUGUUAGACCAGAACCCUGUAGACUCAUCAGACGAUAGUAGAGAUAUCUCCAGGGGGUUCUUCUACCUGGUCCCUUGUCUUCAUCUUGUAGAUAAAUAUCGGCAGAUAUACAUACAGGAGAACAACAGGACGGAGGUCACGGAGUUCCUUCUCUUAGGUUUCCAAAUCAGAAAAGAUAAAAGGAUUUUCCUGUACUGUCUUCUCCUGGUGAUUUAUUGUCUGACAAUAUGUGGGAAUCUCCUGAUCAUUACCCUGGUGUCCACCAGCAAGAACCUCCACACCCCAAUGUACUUCUUCAUCUCACAACUGUCCAUCAGCGACAUCUUGGUGAGCACAGAUAUUGUCCCCAACCUUCUUCACAUCUUACUGAAUAAUGGGGGGACCAUGACUUUUAUUGGUUGUAUGACUCAGCUUUAUUUCUUCAGCACUUCAGAAGGAUUUGAAUGUUUUCUCCUCGCUGUGAUGUCUUAUGACAGAUAUGUGGCCAUCUGUAAUCCUCUCCGUUACUCCUCUAUCAUGACAAGUGGACAUUGUGUUAUACUGACCGUCAUCUCUUGGGUGUUUGCAUUUUCUGGUACUUUGAUUUACAGCAUAACAAUAGCAAAGCUAAGAUUCUGUGGUCCCAAUGUCAUUGACAAUUUAUUCUGUGACCUUGUUCCCCUACUAGAACUUUCCUGUUCUGACACUUUUAUUGUCCAUUUGGAGCUUUAUAUCAUAAGUAUUCCAGAUGUCUUCAUCCCAACCACCAUCAUUGUAAUAUCUUAUACUUAUAUUGUUUCAGCAAUCCUAAGGAUCUCAUCCAAUACUGGCAGACAGAAAGCCUUCUCCACCUGUAGCUCCCACCUCAUUGUGGUCUCCAUAUUUUAUGGGACUUUAUUUAGUGUUUAUAUUGUCCCAAUGAAAGGACAAACACUGACCAUGAGUAAAAUCCUCUCCCUUCUAUAUACUGUGUUUACUCCUUUGGUCAACCCCCUUAUAUACAGUCUGAGGAAUAAAGACAUUAAGAAAGCCGUACAGGAAACACUUACAAUUGUUCUCUAUUCUGUUCACUUGCUCGCCACAUUGCCUUGUCGAGAACUGAACUUGGAUAACCUCUUUUUCGAAGUCUUUCUUUAA